Messenger RNA from Hyaloscypha bicolor E, 1377 nucleotides. RefSeq lists its product as uncharacterized. The record is from RefSeq and is a predicted model, not a curated record. The annotation marks the transcript as partial. The transcript has 3 exons. NCBI's taxonomy places the organism in Eukaryota, Fungi, Ascomycota, Leotiomycetes, Helotiales, Hyaloscyphaceae.
GCAAAGGAUCAAUUAUUCUCGACAGAACGAUGGAUAUUACUGUUUAUGUUAGACUUGGGCGUUCGAUAUACGCUUCUAGUCAUUUACCUCGUGCUAUCCGAUAACAGUUUCUCUAAGGAACUAGAGCCGGUGGAUCUCACUCUCACCACUUUGGAAAUGUUGGGUAUGUUCACUUCGGUUGUCCUGAUAAAUGAUACAUUUAUCUUAGUCUUGGUUAUGAAAAUUGUUGCGGUUCUCGAAGUUCUCAAGUUCUUGAUAUGCGUCGCCCUUGCUGUACACCUCGCGCUUUCGUUCAAUUCUCUCGCAAAACUCUGCCUUGCGAUAUUUCUUCUUAGUGUGUAUUCGGUUUCUGGGGGGUUUAAAUGUUGGUACGGCUACCACAUUAUCUCUCCUCCAAGGGAGCCGAUCCUUUCAAAUCCGCGGGGGAACGAUACGACAAUUCAUAUGGACUCGUACAAUGAAAACCAAGGCCCACUUUCAGUGGCGUAUCAAUGCCAGAAAGAACAGAGACAAGAGUGGAACUAUCACCGGGUGUCAGAGGAUCAGGUAUCUUGCUCAGAAGAGGAUCAAUUGUUCGAACAGGCCUCCGCGUCCUCACAUUGUCAACCUUUCCAUCCGAGGGUCUCAUCUCGCUUUGCUGAGAAUGCUACGCUGACGGCAUUAUCCUCUUUGCAAUCUGAGUCAUCACAGGAAAGGAGACGUUCCAUCGUGGAGCCAGUGAGUCGAAAACUUGAAGCUCAGGAUCACAAUACUGCUCCCUCCGCUCGACUACCAUUUCAAACCUACCCUCAUUUCCAUCCCCGAACAAGAUACCUCCAGAGCACUCUUCUAGACGUUACUGUUCGGUCAGCUAUUAUCCUUACGACUUUGGAACUAGUACUGGCUAUACAUUUCAUCUUCAUUGCUCUUGAUGUUGGUUUGAGCCUUAAUAGGGACAUUCUAUUCCCGGCUCUUGCCUCUAUAGGACUUUUCGUUACGCUUAAGUUGACUUUGAUCCAAAUAAGAGCUGUGUUCUUAGUAGCGCCAUCUUCACUAUUCGCAAUUAUUCUCCGAUUUUUUUCCGUCCUCGAAUGUGAGAACUGUAUCGAUGCGAGAACGAUGUCACUGAUUCAUAUCUUGUCCAUAUCCCUACAGUUUCUCAAUCUCUGUGCUCACUUAGCGGUUCCUAUUGCCAUGGUUUCUCAAUAUAUUGAACUAAGGUGCCGAAAAUGUACAUGCUGUGGACUGUCUGAAUGUCUUCGAAAUGAGGUUGCUUUGGGAUCAUUGGAAUAUCUGCCUUAUUCUGAGUGGAAGCAUAAGAAGCUCUCGGCUCCUAAUAAUUUGCGACUAGAGUAGAUAGAUAGUGUGAAUAUUAUCUUCCAAGUUCUCAAAUACCCC